Candidula unifasciata is the source of this 522-nucleotide messenger RNA. NCBI's taxonomy places the organism in Eukaryota, Metazoa, Mollusca, Gastropoda, Stylommatophora, Geomitridae. The record is from the annotation of a GenBank genome assembly.
AUGAACAGAAAAAGAAACGGCCGAGUUGUCAGCCUUAUGGCUAUGUCAGUGGCACUGAUGUCAUGGGUAGUUCAUGGGAAUGAUCUUGUGUUCAAAUCUGAAGUUGAUCACCUCAGAAAUAUGGAGGAGGAUAUCGGGAGCGCUACAAAGUGUGAUACCACAAAAGUAAAUAUCUCUUGGACACCCAGACAGCUGUCCCCUUCAGGACAAGUGGAGAUAACAUUUUCCUACACUGCACCUCAUGACAUGAAUGGUGGAUUUAUGAACCUCAGUCUGUAUUUCCAUGGAGAACAAGAACCUUUUGUGGGAUACUCAAACAAAUUUUCUUGUGAUGAUAUCAAACCAUAUUCUAUUAAAUGUCCAUUGAGGAAAAAAUUAACAUUUAGCUUUACCAAGAACAUCACCAACCUACACCCCUUAACCAGCUUCCCAGGAGACUACGAUGCCAUCGUGGAUAUCAAGAAUGAGAAGAAUGAGAGCAUGCUGUGCUUGAAUUUCACGCUCAGUAUUAAAGAAAUAUGA